GAUAGCUACCGUGCCAACCAUCCCAACAAGCAACAAACACUCCUCCAAAGUUCCACAGAUAUUUUUAUUUCCUACGCACCCCCGGCUUCUCUUCCCCCGCACGGAACGCCCACCAUGUCCGCCGCCGCCGCCCGCUCCCGCGCCGCCGCCGUCGCGGUCACGGCCGCCCGCCGCAUCCACGCCGGCCGCGCCGCCGCCGCCGAGGAGCAGGGCCAGAGCCCCGGGCUACGCCGCCCCUGGGCGUACUUCCGCCGGCGCCAGCAGCAGCAGCAGCAGCAGGCGUCGUUGCCCCGCGCUGUCGCGGCGCCUCCGCUGCGGGACGUGAUCGCCGAGCGCGGGGCCGGGGCGUCGGAUGGAGGCGGAGAGCCACCGGAGAUCUGGCGGCAGCCCGGGGAGGCCGGCGCGCGCGGGGCGGAAGUUGGGAGGAUCGAUGUGGUUAGGGUUGCGGCGGGUGGCGGUGGUGGGGAUGGGUCUGAUGGGAACGAGGGGGGUGGUGCGGGGUGGGGUGGUUCCAACUUGGGGCGCCGGUUCCCCACGCCCAAGGAGAUUUGCCGCGGGCUCGAUAAGUUCGUCAUCGGCCAGGAGCGCGCCAAGAAGGUGCUGUCCGUAGCAGUUUAUAACCACUAUAAAAGGAUACAUUGCGAUUUACUCUCCAGCAGGUCUGCUGGAGAUUGUAGUGAAACCGAUUCUUGCUCGAGUGAUACUGAUGGAGUGGAGCUUGAGAAAAGCAACAUCCUUGUGAUGGGUCCGACUGGCUCGGGGAAAACAUUGCUGGCAAAAACCCUUGCAAGGUUUGUUAAUGUGCCAUUUGUUAUAGCUGAUGCAACAACCCUCACUCAGGCUGGAUAUGUUGGUGAGGAUGUUGAAUCUAUCCUGUAUAAGCUCCUAGCGGCUGCUGAUUUUGAUGUAUCUGCUGCUCAGCAAGGGAUUGUCUAUAUUGAUGAAGUUGAUAAAAUAACAAAGAAGGCUGAAAGUAUCAACCUUAGUAGAGAUGUUUCAGGUGAAGGUGUUCAACAAGCACUGCUAAAAAUGCUUGAGGGAACGGUUGUUAGUGUUCCUGAGAAAGGGGCUAGAAGGCAUCCAAGGGGUGACAAUAUCCAGAUUGAUACGAAAAACAUUCUCUUCAUUUGUGGUGGUGCUUUUGUUGAUUUGGAGAAGACUAUUUCUGAAAGGAGGCAUGAUUCUUCCAUUGGUUUCCAAGCACCAAUUCGUUCAAAUAUGCGAACUGGGGGUGUCAUAAAUGCUGAGAUCACAUCUUCGUUACUCGAAUCAGUUGAAAGUGGUGAUCUCAUUGCAUAUGGAUUGAUCCCAGAAUUUGUUGGUAGAUUUCCCAUUCUUGUUAGUCUAUCUUCCCUUAGUGAAGACCAACUUGUUGAGGUUCUUACAAAACCAAAGAAUGCCCUAGGCAGGCAGUACACAAAGUUGUUUGAAAUGAAUGAUGUCAAGCUGCAUUUUACUGAGAAGGCUUUACGUCUCAUCUCCAAAAGAGCAAUAGCGAAGAACACCGGAGCUCGAGGUUUAAGGUCCAUAUUAGAAAGUAUAUUGACUGAAGCAAUGUAUGAGAUUCCAGAAACACGAACUGGAAAAGAUAAAAUAGAUGCAGUUGUUGUUGACGAAGAGUCUGUUGGACCAACAAAUCAGCAUGGUUUUGGAGCCAAGAUUCUCUGUGGAGAAGGAGCAUUGGACCUUUACCUGGAUGAACAUAAUAAAGAAUCAACGCCACGACGGCCGGAGAAGUUGGAUGGAGAACCUGACAUUGAUACAGAAGCCCCUUCUAGAGUGGCCAGCAUGUAGGGUUUGCUGAUAAGCGUAAUUAUGUAUAUAACUUGUUAUCGGCCAUGUGACUGUAGCCAAUUCAAAUGUAAAGUCAUCCUCCUCAUACAUUCAUCAUGUAUAAGGUUCAUGUCGGGGAUGUUAUUUAUCUUGGCGAUCAAAACCCUCCUUUUUCUGUGACAUUUUUUUAAAAAGGAAAAGUAAAAGGGGAAUAGAUUAGCAUGGCUA
Molecule: messenger RNA, 2001 nt
Organism: Oryza brachyantha (malo sina)
Lineage: Eukaryota; Viridiplantae; Streptophyta; Magnoliopsida; Poales; Poaceae
Product: CLP protease regulatory subunit CLPX1, mitochondrial
Exons: 15
Coding region: 115-1794 (559 amino acids)
Biological process (GO): protein folding; protein catabolic process; proteolysis
Cellular component (GO): mitochondrial matrix
Molecular function (GO): ATP-dependent protein folding chaperone; ATP binding; ATP hydrolysis activity
Source: RefSeq, a predicted model, not a curated record